AUGCUAGGCAAGUUCUCUACCACGGCGUUACACCCCCAGCUCUGUGACAGAUCUUGGUGCCUAGCAUUCUCCACCAGCUGGGAUAGAGAAGUCCAGGGGAGCUUCAGGCCUCUUGGUCCUCUUGCGGCUCUCUGGCUCCAGCUGUCCCUGCAGCAUGGCCUUCAACGGCAAAUACCAGGUGGAGAGCGAGAAGAACUUUGACGAGUUCGUGAAGCGCCUCGGUCUCUCUAGUGACGUGAUUGAAAAGGGUCGCAACGCCAAGAUCGUCACGGAGAUACAGCAGAACGGGCAGGACUUCACCUGGGUGCAGUCCCUCUCGGGGAGCCACAUCAAUACCAACAAGUUCACCAUCGGCAAAGAGAGCGACCUGGUGUCCUUCGGGGGCAAGAACUUCAAGGCCACCGUGAAUAUGGAAGGCGGGAAGGUAGUGAUCGAGUUCCCCAACUAUCGCCACACCUCGGAGAUCGUGGGUGACAAGCUGGUGGAGAUCUCCACCGUCGGAGACGUGACCUAUGAGCGCGUGAGCAAGAGGCUGGCCUGAGCGAAAAGGCUGGGCUCCGCGGGUGUGCAGAGCCACCAAUAAAACUGACCUGAGCAGA
This is a messenger RNA of Chinchilla lanigera (long-tailed chinchilla), 599 nucleotides long. RefSeq names its product fatty acid binding protein 6, ileal (gene Fabp6). Gene Ontology annotation, molecular function: fatty acid binding. The transcript is spliced from 5 exons. The record is from RefSeq and is a predicted model, not a curated record. Bases 155 to 541 code for a protein of 128 amino acids. Gene Ontology annotation, cellular component: nucleus; cytosol. Gene Ontology annotation, biological process: fatty acid transport. NCBI's taxonomy places the organism in Eukaryota, Metazoa, Chordata, Mammalia, Rodentia, Chinchillidae.